GUCACGGGCGGAGUUGCCUGUGGGAGGCUGGUGGUUUGAACAUGUCGCGCCAGCCUGGAGUUCCCGGGCGGCAUGCGCGAGCUGGUUUCAGGGCUGCGAGGGCAGACGAUAGUACUGCUGUACCCCAGGGGCUGUUAAAGGCGGCGAGGAAGAGCGGCCAGUUAAACUUGUCUGGUAGGAACCUCAGUGAAGUGCCUCAUUGUGUGUGGAGAAUCAACGUGGAUGUCCCCCAGGAGGCAAAUCAGAAUCUGUCGUUCAGCGCUGCCGAUCGGUGGUGGGAGCAGACGGAUCUGACCAAACUCAUCCUCUCCAACAAUAAACUCCAGACACUCUCGGAGGACCUGCGCUUCCUGCCUGCGCUGACUGUCCUGGAUAUACAUGAUAAUCAGCUCACAUCCCUUCCUUCUUCUAUAGAAGAGCUAGAAAAUCUUCAAAAGCUUAACGUCAGCCAUAAUAAACUGAAAACACUUCCUGGAGAAGUUACAAAUCUCAGAAACCUGAAGGGCCUGUAUCUGCAGCAUAAUGAACUAACAUGCUUGCCAGAGGGAUUUGAGAAGCUUUUCAGUUUAGAAGAUUUAGACCUUUCGGACAAUCGUCUUACAACUGUUCCUGGUAGCUUUUCUUCUCUACCCCGUCUGAUGCAACUCAAUCUUUCCAGCAACCAACUGAAGAGUUUGCCAGCAGAAAUAAGUAGAAUGAAAAAGUUGAAGCAUUUGGAUUGCAAUUCAAAUCUCCUGGAAACUGUACCUCCUGAACUGGCUGGCAUGGAAUCUCUAGAAUUGCUUUAUUUGCGAAGGAAUAAAUUACGUUUUCUACCAGAAUUUCUUUCUUGUAGACUAUUGAAGGAAUUGCAUGUGGGUGAAAACCAGAUUGAAGUGUUAGGGGCAGAACAUCUUAAGCAUCUGAGUUCUAUCCUUGUGCUAGACCUGAGGGGUAACAAGUUAAAAUCUGUUCCAGAUGAGAUUUCACUCCUACAGUCUUUGGAAAGACUUGACCUAAGCAACAAUGAUAUUAGUAGUCUGCCCUGUUCAUUGGGAAACCUUCAUUUGAAAUUUCUGGCACUGGAAGGAAAUCCUUUGAGAACUAUUCGAAGAGAAAUUAUAAAUAAAGGAACUCAAGAAGUCCUAAAAUACCUACGAAGCAAAAUCCAAGAUGCUGGACCUACCCACAGUGACUCUGCUCAGGAGACGACAGCCAUGACACUACCAAGCGAGUCCAGGGUUGGGGCCCACGCCAUCGCCACACUGAAGUCAUUAGACUACAGUGAUAAGCAAGCAACUUUGAUUCCUGAUGAAGUGUUUGAUGCAGUAAAAAACAAUACUAUCAUCUCUGUUAACUUCAGUAAGAAUCAGCUGUGUGAAGUCCCAAAAAGGAUUGUGGAACUGAAGGAGACAGCUAUUGAGGUCACUCUCGGUUUUAAUAAGCUCUCCUGUGUAUCCUUGGAAUUAUGCAUGUUUCAAAAAUUGACUUUUUUAGAUCUCAGGAACAAUUUUUUUGAUUCUUUGCCUGAAGACAUGAAACUCUUGAUAAAACUACAACUGAUCAAUCUUUCCUUUAACAGGUUCAAAGUUAUACCGGAAGUCCUGUAUGAUAUCCCCACGCUGGAGAUAAUUCUGAUUGGUAAUAAUCAGAUUGGGUCUCUGGAUCCUCAGAAACUGAUGACGAUGGAAAAUCUCUUGACGCUGGACCUUCAGAACAAUGACCUUCUACAUAUUCCGCCAGAGCUCGGUAAUUGUGUGCACUUGAGAACAUUAUUUCUAGAUGGAAACCCAUUCCGCGUCCCUCGAGCAGCUAUAUUAAAGAAAGGAACAGCUGCAGUACUGGAGUACUUGAGAAGCCGAAUUCCCAGUUAAAUGGAGAUAUUUUCUAACUUUGAUCAGUUUAAUUCUCACAGGGAUAUAGUAUUUUGUUUCAGUAUCAUCCUAAAGGUGAUUGCUAUAAUCGGUCUUAUAUUUCCCAGUGUCACUUAGCCAUUGGCGUCAUUGGCGUCAUUGGCCUGGGCUCUCUUCACUGUCACUGUUUCUUACUGACAUUUGUUUGACACUUUUCUAAGAUGUACUAAAUAUGUACAAUGGUGAAAACCACAUAGGGCCACGUAGUGUUCAGACUGUUAAAUGUUUUACCCAGGAUUUAUCCUGCUCAUAUUCAUUCCCUUAGUCUCAUAGGUACUUUCUUCAAAACUGAAUUGUUUUUUUGUGACAGGAUCUUGUAGUGCAGGCUGGCCUGGAACUCACUGCAAUCCUCCUGCCUCAGCCUCCCGAAUGCUGGGAUCAUAGAUGUGCGCUACCACACCCAGCCAAAAGUGAAUUUUUGUUCAAUAUGAUUUAUGUUUUUAUAAAAAAACAUUUUUGUAGAACUGGGUUUUUCCCCCUUCUUUCUUUUUGUA
This is a messenger RNA of Fukomys damarensis (Damara mole-rat), 2386 nucleotides long. RefSeq names its product leucine rich repeat containing 40 (gene Lrrc40). The transcript has 15 exons. The record is from RefSeq and is a predicted model, not a curated record. Gene Ontology annotation, molecular function: protein binding. The coding region runs from base 42 to 1853 and encodes 603 amino acids. NCBI's taxonomy places the organism in Eukaryota, Metazoa, Chordata, Mammalia, Rodentia, Bathyergidae.